This is a messenger RNA of Tremella mesenterica DSM 1558, 2037 nucleotides long. RefSeq lists its product as uncharacterized. The coding region runs from base 1 to 2037 and encodes 678 amino acids. Lineage: Eukaryota; Fungi; Basidiomycota; Tremellomycetes; Tremellales; Tremellaceae. The record is from RefSeq and is a predicted model, not a curated record. The transcript is spliced from 2 exons.
AUGUCUUAUUCAUUUCCUCCGAACAGAGCCCUGCUUUAUCCUCAGUUCGAAACAUACCGUCUUGACUCUAUCGAUUCUUCCACCGAUACUUCAUCUUUUCCCCUUCCUGGCCCGGCCACUCAAUCCCGCGUAGGAUAUCAUGCCAAUCAUCUGAGCUUUAAAGAAGUACGUUCUCGUAUCUCAUGGGAUCAUCUAUCCAUUGGACCGGAAGGUAGAGGUGUUUAUGUGGAUGCUGAUUGGAAUAUAUGGGGUUUUACACUUGACGAUGAUCUCCGUUCUAUCUUCGAGAAACUAGGAGAACUUCCCACUCCAGUCGGCUCCGAGCUUUUAGAAUUUCAACCUGAAUACCCAUCUGUUCUUCCUCUUGACGACCGUCACUGGGCUAUAGCGACAGGACAGGGAUCUUUAUACCUCCUACAAAGUACCCCGCUUGGAGAGCCAUUUAAGGGACGUUUUAUAGCGCGAUACGAUUUCCCAUCAACCUCCACGGACUCUUUCUCGGUACCGUUCCUUCUUCGCGCCGCACACCUUUACACCACUACCGAAGCUAGACUACUGGUAUCCAGAACGCUACCUCUACCUGGAGAUAUCAAGCCUCGAUCUCAAGCCAAAGUUUUCGAAUUACUGGAAGUGUCAAUAGACCUGACUCGCCAAAAUGAGAUUGACCAAGGGAUGGAGGAGUUGCAAGUUAUGUGGAGAUUACAAGGUGGUGAUGUACCAUAUUGGUGUGGCUGGUACGAGGGAGGAUGGCUCAUUUUCUCUGAAGAGGAAUUUGAACAUGCUGUGGAGGAAGAAGAGGAGACCGAAGAGGAACGAAUAGAAAGAGAAAGAUCAAUAGCAAAGACAAAACUCGGUCUCGGAGCUACAUUUUCUCGCCCCAUAAACGAUAGCGAAGAAAGCACGAAGGUUGACAAGAUGGAUGUGGACAUUCCCGAGGAUAUCUCUCAGCCAUAUUCAUGGACGCAAGACGGAGAAUCAUUAACUGUGACAUUCACAUUCCCACCCGGGACCUCCCGCUCAGAUCUCACCAUAUCAACAUCUUCAACACAUCUCGACCUCGCUUAUACACCUACCGAUCCUCCAGAAUCACCUCUACCACCACCCCUAGCCGAAUUUUUGACUCGCUCCGAACGUCCAUUCUGGACACCCAUCAAAACUUCAUCUUUCACCUACGAUCCUUCUAUCUGUAAACUGGAACUGUUUUUAGAGAAAGAAGAUGUCAACACUCAUUGGCCAUCCAUUUUCGUUCCAGAUGAAGAAGAUGUAUAUUCCGAAGUACCAGAAACUUUCUCCGCAAGUCGAUUAGCAGCUGUGAGAGAAACGUUUUCUCAAAUCAAAACUCGUGAAGGUGAUCCAGAAGGUAGACAUCCUGCAGUACCUGCUUUAUUGAGCGAAGAGAUGGAUUUCGACUUGGAGGAUGGAGAGGAAGAAGGUCCAGAAGGAAUGUUCGGAAAAGGUUCCAUGGGUAAAGUAGGGCGUGAUGUUUUGAUGGGAUAUAUCAAGGACGGGAAAACGAAAUGGUCCAAAGCUCCAAUUUCCAUACUCUCCACACCUUUACCGAGCUCAAAUGAUCAAGAAGGGGGAAAUUUAGGAAUUAUCGUUAAAUCAGCUGUUGACGGUUUACUGUUCUCACCGGUGACGAGUGGGGAAGACCCUAUAGGAUCAAGUUGGAAACAUGAAACUACAGUUCCUGCUUUGGCUUUCGUCUUGUCCAGCAAAACGGAUCUUCGAAUGGUUCGACAUGUUCCUGCUGUACAUCCAACGUCAUCCACUCGAUCACUUCGAAGCGGAGCAAAGGUUUGGGAGAAAGGGACGACGGUGUUGGCGUUUGAUGCUGGGACGUCAGUGGCUGGCAGAGGGAACGUAUACAUGUAUUAUCCACCCUCUUCCAAGACGAUGGCGAGACAGGGUGUGAUGACUGUCAGUGGAGGAGAGAGAGGAGCGUUACUGGGUGUGGGGAUGAUGUUGGUCAAGGGGAAGAGAGUGAUGGUGUGUUUGUGUGAGAGGGAGUUGGUAAUUUUGAAUGGGAUUGUAUGA